UUGAGAUCUUUGAACAUGGGUAUGGAAAUCCAUUCUGUUUCUGUUAAAAUGGGUUUUGCUGAUGACCUAUUGGUUGGAAAUUCACUGAUUGACGUCUAUUCAAAGUGUGGGGAACUGGAAGCUGCUAGGAAAGUCUUUGACGUAAUCCAAGAGAAAGAUGUUUAUACCUGGAACUCAAUGAUUGCAGGGUAUUGCCAAGCUGGCUACUGCGGGAAGGCCUAUGAACUGUUCAUGAGAAUGCAGUAUUCAGAAGUCAGACCUAAUGUUAUUACAUGGAAUAUCAUGAUUUCUGGAUAUAUGCAAAAUGGAGAUGAGGAUCAGGCCAUUGAUCUUUUUCAAAGGAUGGAAAAAGAUGGGAAAGUUAAGCCAAAUGCAGCAUCUUGGAACUCUCUUGUUGCUGGUUACUUGCAAAAUGGAAAGAAAAAGGCAUUAGGCAUCUUUCGACAAAUGCAGUCAUUUUGUGUAGCUCCAAACUCGGUUACCAUACUUAGUAUCUUACCUGCUUGUGCAAAUUUAAUUGCAGCGAAAAAAGUAAAAGAAAUUCAUGGUUGUGUUUUGCGUAGACGUCUAGAAUCUGCACUCUCUGUUACAAAUUCCCUAAUAGACACUUAUGCAAAGUCAGAGAAUAUAGCAUAUUCAACAACCAUCUUCGAGAGCAUGCCAACAAAAGAUAUUAUAACCUGGAACUCCCUUAUUGGAGGUUAUGUUUUACAUGGUUGUUCUGCUCCAGCACUUGAUCUCUUUGAUCGGAUGAGGAAGUUGGGAUUUAAACCGAACAGAGGUACAUUUUUAAGCCUUCUCCUUGCACACAGUCUUGCAGGAAUGGUGGAUGAAGGAAUGCGAGUCUUCUCUAGCAUUACAGAUGAAUAUCAUAUCAUACCAGCUUUAGAACAUUAUUCAGCUAUGAUAAAUUUAUAUGGUCGUUUAGGUAGGAUUGCAGAAGCAAUGCAGUUUAUUGAAUAUAUGCCUAUUGAACCAGACUCCUCCGUUUGGGCUGCAUUGCUAACUGCCUGCAGGAAUCAUGGAAAUAGUGACUUGUUAAUCCAGGCAGGGGAACACUUGCUUGACUUGGAACCAGGGAACUGCAUGAUUCAGCAUUUGAUUUCUCAGGCAUAUACUCUACAAGGGAAGUCGAAGGAUGUUCCAAAACUUAGGAAGUCUGACAAAGACAAUGCAUUAAAUAAACCCCUUGCACAGAGCUGGAUUGAAGUUAAAAACGUUGUACAUACAUUUUUUACAGCUGACAAGUGUAAAUUUUAUUCUGAUGUUUUAUAUCCUUGGAUACAAAGCAUCAGCAGACAGGCCAGUGGACAUGAUUGUCAUUGUGAGUUAUACAUUGAAGAAGAAGAUCCUGAAGAAACUAGUGGUAUCCACAGUGAAAAACUUGCGAUUGCUUUUGCUCUAAUUAGCUCAUCUCCUGUACCUCGGACUUUGAGGAUCAUGAAAAACAAGAGGAUAUGUAGAGAUUGUCACAGAACUGCUAAAUACAUAUCUGCUACAUAUGGAUGUGAUAUAUAUUUGCAUGAUACAACAUGCUUGCACUGUUUUAAGAGUGGAUAUUGUUCUUGUGGGGAUUAUUGGUAGAGUAAGUAUAUGAUCUGUAAAAUGCACAUAAAUUUGUUUCUAAGAAAACAUCAAUGCACAGUUUACAUGGAGAGAAUGUGGUAUAGCUUGCUGGUGAAGAAAAUACACAGGAUGCAAUUCUUCUGGGAACUUUGUUUCCCUCACCAUGCAGUGGCUCAGGUUGAGAGUGUAGGCAUAAAAAUUAUCAGCAUUCCAAAAAACCGUAGUGUUGAUAUGCUUGUCAACAUGCUGGCCGGGUUAAGGUUUCAUUGUAUUUUCUCCCUACCAGUCAUUGAGGAUGAGAUAUCUUUGAUCACAUCGAGGACCUUGUGUUAACGGGUUCAAGUGGGGAGAUAUGCAGAAAGCUUCUCAUCUAUGUGAUUGGAUCCUUUUCGUCAGUUGACCAUUUUCAGGUGCAUGUACUUGAUUGGUCAAGCUGUGGACCUUUCCGUAAAGGAAAAUUUUGCUCUUUUUGUAAAUGAUAUAUUCAUUGAAGCCCUGCAGGAUCUGAUAGCAGAGAUCAUUAUUGAGCUCAAACUUAUGGGCAAUUGUGGAGUUCCCUCUUCGAACUUCUCUGUCCAUGUGACUCCACAAUCUCAACUUUUCAGCUACUAAUAAUUACUUUCCUACCAUAAAGAAAA
Molecule: messenger RNA, 2204 nt
Organism: Carica papaya (papaya)
Lineage: Eukaryota; Viridiplantae; Streptophyta; Magnoliopsida; Brassicales; Caricaceae
Product: Pentatricopeptide repeat (PPR-like) superfamily protein
Biological process (GO): RNA modification
Molecular function (GO): protein binding; zinc ion binding; RNA binding
Source: RefSeq, a predicted model, not a curated record